Messenger RNA from Vicugna pacos (alpaca), 1492 nucleotides. Lineage: Eukaryota; Metazoa; Chordata; Mammalia; Artiodactyla; Camelidae. The record is from RefSeq and is a predicted model, not a curated record.
GUUGCAGAGAGCUCUGGGGAUCGCAACCGCUCAUCCUGAUUUUUUUUUUCCAAUGCUCCCAGAAGUCGGCAAUGACCGCCUGCGCCCUCCUCGCGGGUGGGUUUCGGGACCGUGGGCUCCGCGCCCCCGCGCACUGGGCUCCGUCUCCGCCCCGCCUUCCCCGGACCCCGCCGGGGCCCCGGCCUCCGCUGCGGCUCCUGCUGCUGCUGCUGCUCCUGCCGCGCUCCGCCCUCUCCGCCGCGUUCACAGUUGGGGUGCUGGGACCCUGGGCCUGCGACCCCAUCUUCGCCCGUGCCCGCCCGGACUUGGCCGCCCGCCUGGCCGCUGCCCGCCUGAACCACGACGCUGCCCUGAAGGGCGGCCCCCGCUUCGAGGUCGCGCUGCUGCCCGAGCCGUGCCGGACGCCGGGCUCACUGGGGGCGGUGUCCUCCGCGCUCACCCGCGUCUCGGGCCUCGUGGGGCCGGUAAACCCCGCAGCCUGCCGGCCCGCUGAGCUACUGGCCCAAGAGGCUGGGGUCGCGCUGGUGCCCUGGGGCUGCCCCGGGACGCGGGCGACGGGCACCACGGCUCCCGCGGUGACGCCCGCGGCGGAUGCCCUCUACGCCCUCCUGCGCGCGUUCCGCUGGGCGCACGUGGCCCUGGUCACCGCCCCCCAGGACCUGUGGGUGGAGGCGGGACGCGCACUGUCCACCGCGCUCAGGGCCCGGGGCCUGCCCGUUGCCUUGGUGACCUCCAUGGAGCCCUCGGACCUAUCUGGGGCCCGGGAAGCCCUGAGGAGGGUCCGGGAUGGGCCCAGAGUCAGAGCAGUGAUCAUGGUGAUGCACUCGGUGCUGCUGGGCGGCGAGGAGCAGCGCCGUCUACUGGAGGCUGCAGAGGAGCUGGGCCUGGCCGAUGGCUCCCUGGUCUUCUUGCCCUUCGACACUCUCCACUACGCCUUGUCUCCAGGGCCAGACGCCUUGGCCGCGCUCGCCAACAGCUCACAGCUUCGCAGGGCCCACGAUGCGGUGCUCACUCUCACGCGUCACUGUCCCACGGGAAGCAGCGUACUGGACAGCCUGCGCAAGGCCCAAGAGCAUCGGGAGCUGCCCCCUGACCUCAAUCUGCAACAGGUAGAGGGACCAGGGAGGAGAGAAGAAAGGAAGAGAGCUGGGGAAGAGCGCAGAGAAUCGCCAAAAGGGCAGAGGAGGCUGGAGGCAAUGGGAAGAGAAGUGAUUCGAGUUGAUGAAAGGAGAGGAGGAUGCCAGUAGGGAGAGAAUAACCAGCAGCUCUACCUGUCCUGGAGUUUCCUGCGUCAUGUAGAGGCUCUCAUCUUGCUUUGGGCAUCCUAGUGUAUUGGAAGUGCUUCUAGAGAGUAGGCAACGAGACUUCUCAAGGCCAACUCCAAGGAGCAAACUCUAACAAACCCUACACUGCAACGUCUUUUGCAGUCUCCUUAAAAGUAUACCCACUUCCAACAUCACCAUGACAUACAGACUAUAAUAAACAGCUGGUG